Lagopus muta (rock ptarmigan) is the source of this 1495-nucleotide messenger RNA. RefSeq lists its product as uncharacterized. The record is from RefSeq and is a predicted model, not a curated record. The coding region runs from base 182 to 1495 and encodes 437 amino acids. The transcript is spliced from 2 exons. Lineage: Eukaryota; Metazoa; Chordata; Aves; Galliformes; Phasianidae.
CCGGGGAAAGGCAUGGUGACAUCACAGGCGGGGCAUGACAUCAGUCUUGAUCAAGUCACGCUGGCGGCCUCCCCCAGCUCAGACACUUGGAGCACUCGCUCCGUCCUGGUGGUCGCUGCUGGAGCUCUGCUCUGGGUGACAGCCACUUGUGUGUUGAGAGCGGUCCUUGGGAGAGAGCAGGAUGAAGCUCAGCCUGACUCUCUUCCUCAUCUUACUUGCUUUCAUCUCUCCAAUUCCUGACACGUCCAGCUGCCUCAGCUGGGUCGGGAGUUGGGACAAAAAGCUGCUCCAUCCCGAGGAGCAGCAUCCCUUAGACACCGAGUGCCAGCCCUCCAGCUGGCUCUCCUGGCUUGGUCUAAACACCUGCCCCACCAAGAUCGAGGAUGGCAACAAAAGGAACGUCCUUCACCAGGAGCACGGACCUACUGACACCAAGAGCCAGCCCUCCAACUGGCUCUGCUGGUUUUGCCAAAACAUCUGCUCCAACCAGAUGGAGGACGGGAACAAAAGGCAGGUCUUUCACGAGAAGCAGAGCCCGGUUGACAUCAAGGCCCAGCCCUCCAACUGGCUCUGCUGGUUCGGCCUAACCACCUGCCCCACAAAGAUCGCGGACGGGAAGAAAGACCAGGUCCUUCCCGAGGAGCAGAGCCUGUUUGAGUCCAAGAGCCAGCCCUCCAACUGGCUCUGCUGGUUCGGCCUAACCACCUGCCCCACAAAGAUCGCGGACGGGAAGAAAGACCAGGUCCUUCCCGAGGAGCAGAGCCUGUUUGAGUCCAAGAGCCAGCCCUACAACUGGCUCUGCAGGCUUGGACUAACAUCCUGCUCCACCAACACAGAGCACGGGAAAACAGAACAGGUCCUUCACGAAGAGCAGCGUCUUGUUAAGUCCAAGAGCCAGCUCUCCAACUGGUUCUGCUGGUUUGGACUAACAUCCUGCUCCACCAAGAUCGAGGACAGCAAGAAACACCAGGUCCUUCCCGAGGAGCACAGCCUCUUUGAGUCCAAGAGCCAGCCCUCCAACUGGCUCUGCAGGCUUGGACUGACAUCUUGCUCCCCCAAGACCAAGGACGGGAAGAAGAACAAGGUCUUUCGUGAGGAGCAGAGCCCCGUUCAGACCAAGGGCCAGCCCUCCAACUGGCUCUGCUGGAUUGGACUGAACACCUGUCCUCAGAAUGGAGAGAAAAAAGUCGUGCGUCCUGAGAAGAGCCUGCCCGUUAAUGCUGAGCGCCGUGCCUCCCACUGGCCCUUCUGGAUUGGCCUUUCUCCACACCCCAGAUGGGUCCCGAACACGGCCAGCCAGUCUGUUGAGCCAGAGGGCCCAAAGCAGCAGUCCCCGCACACCGAGCAAGACGCCUUCAGCGUGCCUGACGUCCUCAACAACUUCAAGGACUUAAUAACGCCAGCCCUGAUAAUCUGCGUCAUUCUGGAUUUAUGGGGAAACUGCUAUCUGUUCCGGCUGCUGUGGGUUGCCUACCAGCUCUGGAGAGAAUUCUGA